GAAAUAACUUUGGAGUUGCGCGUCUCCUGCAGCUCUGUAGUCCGGAGAGCGCAGAGAGUGCGUCCACUUCUCGUGCGCAACAGCGGAUGCGGAGAUAUGGAGUUUUCCGGACAUGCAACAGUAGUAUUAUAGAACUGAUUCUUUUAUCUUAGGUGGACAGCUCUGGGAUAUUUUUGUGCGCAUCAAGCGAAAAUGCCUGGCUUUGGAAGUGUGAUUAAUGCCGUCUGGAUUUUGCUCUUUCCAAUGUUUGGCUUGUCUUUUGCGAAUUAUUCUGAAGAUCAGUGCAGCUGGAGAGGAAGUGGUUUAUCCCAGCAGAAGGGCAGUGUGGAGCAGAUAUCCCUGCACUGCUCAGAGGGCACGUUAAACUGGCUGUAUCCCAAAGGAGCCCUACACCUCACCCUCUCCCCACGCCUUCCCUCUGUGGCGGUGGGGCCUGGUGGCAGCAGCAGCGGUCUCAUCACCACCUGUGUAAAGCCCUCUGAGCAGUUCCACGGUGCCCAGCUUUACUUGGAGAAAGACGGGGUCCUAGAGCUUCUGGUGGGAGACAGACUGGAGUCGUCCCCUCCUCCGAGGGUGCGGUGCUUCAGUCGGCUUCCUGGGGAGAAAGUGGCCCUCUUCAUGCAAGCUACGCCCCAUCAGGACAUCAGCAGGAGGAUAGCUUCCUUUCGCUAUGAGCUGAGGGGGGACUGGUCAGCUCGCAUGUCUCUGGACUCCAACUCAAUCAGCAGUGAGGAUGCCUGCAGACCUUGCAACAACACAGAGAUUCUCAUGGCUGUCUGCACCAGUGACUUUGUGGUGCGAGGAAACAUCCGAUCCGUGGAGGAAGACGAGAGCCUGAGGGCAGCGGUGAUCAAAGUGAAAUCUACCCGCGUGUUCCGUCAGAAGUACACAAUCUUCAACAGCAACAGUCGCCUGCCCAGUUGGGGUGAAGUCCGGACUCUGCUUCAGUGCGGCGUCAAACCAGGCCCCGGCAGCUUCCUGUUCACCGGCCGCAUUCACUUCGGGGAGGCUUGGCUGGGCUGUGCGCCCCGCUACAGGGACUUUCAGAGGACUUAUGCUCUGGCCAAAGCUGCACAGCAGAUACCCUGCGAACUGCCUGUUGACUGAAAAACUCUUCAGUAGCUCGUCUAUCAAACAGAGGCAUGGGGGAGCUAAAAGCUGGGGCAGACUCAGGCCUGUUUGGGAAAAGGCUGAACUGUGGAGAUGGUGGCUGAACCACAAAACCACCAGCUGAUGGGGAUCAUCCCAAAAGACUGAGGAGAGAAAUGGGUUUCUUUCCCAUUUCAGUGCAAUAUGUGGUCACCUGCUCAGUCAUGGUGAAGACCAGAGGACAGGGUUAAAAAUUCUAGAUCGGACCUUUCAGCGAACAAUGCUGCAGAACCGAUCAAAGUAAAUUUACUGAGAAGUUUUGGAUUUGGGAUUCAAUCAGUGAAGCCAUUCAUUUGAGUGCUGGGAGUCACUGCUGGAAAACUCAGGAAAACAAACAAAAAAGGAGAUUUUUUUACACAUUUUUGCCCAGACAAAGUUUGACUAUAGGAGGAUCAGUUGACUAAACCACCUCCCGGCGGUGGGGGUUGUCCUCAGUGUUAUCAAGGUUAUUAUAGAAAGCCUUCACUGAACGAAAUGUGAAGAAAAACUAUUUGCACUCAUGAGGGAAACAAGAUAAUCUGGAAAGAGAGAUGCUGCAUGCACUGAAAACCAAAUAAAAAAAAGCAAAUAUAUGUAGCAUAGUGCAACAGUUAAGUUAAUAUAUGUGCAGACCCUGUAAGCAUUUACAGAGAAAACCAGAGCAGCUCGAUGUAGAGCACUUUCAUGUUGUAGCCAGUCGGAGAUUUUGUAUGUUUUUAGACUUUUUUUUCCAACUAAAGUAUUUGAUUUUUAAAUUACUUUGAAAAGUUGAAUUAAGUUUGGCCAAAGCAGUGUCACAACUAGUUGAUGUUAAAGGAUUUUUUUUUAAUCAGAAGAGAAGUUAAACUGUUAUUUUCAGUAUUCUUAAAAUGGAGACAAAAGCCAGUCAAAUAAUAAUCCAAUUAUAAUUUAAAUUAAGUAUUUUUAAGAUAUAAACAAAAACUGUUUGGACAGUUCAAUUUUAGGGUAAAAUUACACAUUUAUUUUAAACAAUAAUUGUAAUUCUUUUCAGUUAAAUGAAACCUUUUAAGUGCACUAGAGCAUCAAGCAGACGGGGUUCGUACCAAAUCACCACAUUGUGAUUGGCUUAAAAUGCAUACACUGCCAUUUUUGUGCAUAUCUGAUGUGAAUUUAUGUGAAAAAUAAAAUGUAUAUAUGUUGAUAAGAAGGUUAAGGAAAAAAAAAACAAGUUUUCUGAAUUAUUUUUAUGUUCAUCUGUACUAUUAAAGUAUUCUCUAAUUUUACAAAGACUA
Molecule: messenger RNA, 2381 nt
Organism: Oryzias latipes (Japanese medaka)
Lineage: Eukaryota; Metazoa; Chordata; Actinopteri; Beloniformes; Adrianichthyidae
Gene: metrn
Product: meteorin, glial cell differentiation regulator
Biological process (GO): positive regulation of axonogenesis; glial cell differentiation
Molecular function (GO): hormone activity
Source: RefSeq, a predicted model, not a curated record